GCCUGGAUUAUCAUACAAACAACAACAUCUUCAGGCCAUGGCGCAGCAAGAGAUCAUACACGCGUAUCGACAUCUCUAUCGGCACUCCCUCCGCGCCAUAUUAUACUCAAAACCAGCGAGAUACACUCUUCGAUCACGCAUCCGCCUCGCGUUCCGCAAAAGCCCUCCUGAAGCGUACGACCCUCAAAGGGUUGCCAACACCAUCGAAUUCCUGCAGUACGCUGCACGCGAAAAUGGUCUAGAACACAAGAUAGUGAAGAAUCUCCUUCUUGUAUGGUGGAACCAAGAUCUCGGUGGAUACAACAGGGCAGCUCGCAAUACAACCAGAAUUUCGAAUGAAGGGACGGAAAUCAAAACGACGGCAUAUGACACAUUCAACCAUAGUAUUAUGAUGUUAAAUGAGAGUAUGGGCAUGUGUCUGCCACACAUGACUACUCGAGAUCCGAUUUGAAAUGCCUGAACAAGACACCCUAAUCAAAGAGUCUGUUCUGCUAGAAAUAAUAAGGUGGCCCUAUUCAACAAAGAUGGCUUGCAGGGCCUGCAAGUGCUGCUUGAUAACAUCAACCAGCCGCUAACUCUUCAUAAUCAUCAGGCCUAGGCCUCCUAUGGGGUGAACGAAGGUCCUAAGCAUGGGGCCGGUCUAACGUCGCCUUCGCAUUACAUGAAAUCAUCGAGGAAAUCUUCGUCCCGAUCUUGAUUACUGGAUUGCGCGACAUUGUCCUCGGCCAUCAGAUCAUCAUACAUAUGAUCCCUUUGCCAGGCCUUUUCUUUGCGCUCUUUAGCGACGCGAGCUUCUUCCUUGCGC
This is a messenger RNA of Aaosphaeria arxii CBS 175.79, 805 nucleotides long. RefSeq names its product DUF1763-domain-containing protein. The transcript has a single exon. The record is from RefSeq and is a predicted model, not a curated record. Bases 38 to 451 code for a protein of 137 amino acids. Lineage: Eukaryota; Fungi; Ascomycota; Dothideomycetes; Pleosporales.